Molecule: messenger RNA, 936 nt
Organism: Malassezia globosa CBS 7966
Lineage: Eukaryota; Fungi; Basidiomycota; Malasseziomycetes; Malasseziales; Malasseziaceae
Exons: 1
Coding region: 1-936 (311 amino acids)
Biological process (GO): positive regulation of GTPase activity; endoplasmic reticulum to Golgi vesicle-mediated transport
Cellular component (GO): endoplasmic reticulum membrane
Molecular function (GO): GTPase activator activity
Source: RefSeq, a predicted model, not a curated record
AUGUGCGAGGCGCCCCAGCAGACAACACCAGCAGCCACCGCAGAGACAUCGAUAAGGGCAUCUAAAGAACCGGCAAGGUCUCCCAUCUAUCAUGACACUCAGAUAUGGCCAGAUCAGCACGUUCAGAAGAGCAUUCAGCGGGUCGUGCGACAAGUCGCCGUGUAUUUCCUGCGUGAUUGCAUGACAAAGGAUCUGCUUCCUGCGAUGGGCCAGCUCAAGGUUGUCCAGCAUAUUUUGCGAGCGGCUGAUGCUCCGUAUGCAUAUGCCCUAGAGCGUGUAUUUUCGCCGAACCAUGUGGUGGUGUGCCUGUCGUGGCUGCUAACGCUUUUUGCGCAUGACGUAUCGACGCUACGCACAGCGCAGCGAAUCCUCGACUUUGCUUGGUCGUUUGGCCCAGCUAGUAUCCUGUAUGUAUGUGCGUCGGUCCUUCUUUCCCAGAAAGAGUCCCUGCAUCCUCGCUUGUAUGCGAUGGAUGUAGCAGAGGUGCAUCAGCAUCUUUCGGACGCACCGCGUUCCCUCGCGGCUGAUGAUGUGCUCGCGGACACUCUACAGAAAGCGGCAUCUCUUAUGCAGCAGUACCCACUUACAUGCCCGGCUGUCCACGCGCACCAUGUCCUGAGUUGCGAAAGUGUGCUUUUCACUUGGCGCGCUGAGCGUGUGAAUAUCCCCAUGAUCAUGCAGUUGCCGACGACGCACAUUGCGUUGGAUGUCAUGCCAUCGCCACGCGACGAGGUUGACUUUCAUUCUGUCGUUCGCUCGCACUUGCGGCCUACAUGGCAUCGUAUCUUCCGUGAGCUGGCUCACUUGCAUCCCAUGCGCCGCGUGCUUCUGUACCCCAAGGCCCUCUUUGUCUCGUCGCUCUCCCUGCUGCUGGGCGGCAGUGUUGUGACACUUUUGCUUGCGAUACAUGUCACGGACCACGGACGCAUCGCAUAA